Gloeophyllum trabeum ATCC 11539 is the source of this 489-nucleotide messenger RNA. RefSeq lists its product as uncharacterized. Bases 1 to 489 code for a protein of 162 amino acids. Lineage: Eukaryota; Fungi; Basidiomycota; Agaricomycetes; Gloeophyllales; Gloeophyllaceae. The transcript has a single exon. The record is from RefSeq and is a predicted model, not a curated record.
AUGUCAUUCGCAUCGGACGCUGUUCCGUCAGACUGUGCAGUGGCCACCACUGUGCUCGGCUCUUCCGCGUCGUUCAACAUCCCAUCUGGUAUCAACACCCCACUUCUCUCGAACGCGAAGAUGCUGUCUCUGCCGCCGACGGACCUAUUCUACCCGAACACCAUUAAUAACAUGAACAAUUCUGACGCCUUGGUCUCGGUGAUCCCAUCUCCUCUUCCAAGCGCCGACUUGUCGUCGAUACCUGCAUCCUCCGAUGCAUUUGAUUUUGCAACAGCCGCUGUUGGGACAUCUGACAUGGCAUCGUUUGCCUUCGAGUUCAACGGUAUGUCACCCAAUUCAUCAAUGAACUUCAACUUUGAUCCCGCCGCUUUCAUUUGUUUCUCGCCCGGCCCCUUCAUCGAUGUUGAUGAGGGAGGGCUUCCGACUGCUGCCACGGGUCAGGAAGGAGAUGUAGACCCGUGCACAGGGGUGCAUUUAUCGUUUGCUUAA